AUGAUAGCAACAUUACAAAAUAGUAACAAUAAUAACAAUAUCGAUUUACUUUAUGAUUUAUGUAAACAAAAUCAAGUUGAAAAAGUUAAAACUUUAGUUCCAUUAUUAUUUACUGAUAAUAUUGAAAUAAUAAAUAAAAUAAAUACUUCAACGGGUUCAACAUGUUUACAUGUUGCAUGUUAUUAUGGUCAUAGAGAAAUUGUCCAAAUUUUAUUAGAUUAUGGUGCAGUACAUUCAAUUAGAAAUUUACACCAUAAUUUAACACCCUAUGAAGAAGCUUAUACAGAAAACAUAAAACAAUUAUUUCUGAAACAACGAAAAUUAUUUUCGUCUGAUUAUGAUUAUAUUGAAUGGUCAAUGGUUGGUAAUGAUCUAAUUGACAAACGUAAAGAAUUUCGACAAGCAAUUGAUCUUUAUAAAACCUAUGAUAAUCAUCAUCAUUUAGUAUCAAAACUAAUAGCAGAAUUUAUUCAAUAUUAUUUAAACGAAUAUUUAAAGAAUAACGACGAUCAAGAAGAUCAAAUUUCAUUUGAACAAAUUCAAAUAAUUGAACAUUUCUUUAAACAAGCCAUAGAAGAACAGGAUUAUUUAACUUAUUUUAUAAAAGCUUAUACAUUAACAGUUAAUUUUUAUAAGAUUUUAAAUAAAUAUUUAGCUCUUUAUAUAUUACAAUAUUUUGAUAAAACAAAAGAUUUUUGUUCAAACUAUUGUUUAGUUAAUUGUUUAGUUCAUAUCGUUACAUUAUUAAUUUAUCUUCCAGAUGUUUCGAAAUAUGAAUAUAAA
Messenger RNA from Didymodactylos carnosus, 783 nucleotides. The record is from the annotation of a GenBank genome assembly. NCBI's taxonomy places the organism in Eukaryota, Metazoa, Rotifera, Eurotatoria, Philodinida, Philodinidae.